CCUCGAGCUAAAUUUCCACAGUUUUUACAUAGAGGAAGGUGUACGUAAACUUAAGCUGAGUUUUUUAAUUAUUAUUCCAAAAUUAUGAAGGAUAUUAGUGUAAAAGACGAUACAGUGGAGGAAAAAGCGAAGGUUAACAUAGCUGCCGAAGAUUCAGCUUCAAAAAUGAUAGUAAAUAACAUAACAAAGGAGGAGGUGAAACAAGAAGGACGACAGCCACGUGAAGGUGAAGAUAACAGUGAACAAAAAGAAUUGAAUUGUUUGACUGAGGAUCUUCAGAAGCUGAACAUUGUAACAGAUGAGGCGAAAGAUGAAAAACACAGUGUGGAUGGUGAAUAUAUAACAAGGGGGCCCACUGGUGGUAUUCCUGCCCAACCUCAUGGAAUGAUGAGAGAGAAAAAUCUCCCAAUUGGACCAACUGGCAAUUACAUGCCACCACAGAUGAUACAUCAACAGCCUCAGAUGAAGGGAAAUAGAAGAACGCUUGAUGAAGCAGACGACCAACCUCAGAAAUUUUUUAGACCCCCUGUACCAGCAGUUUUUCCAUAUGGUAAUAUCCAAAUGCAACAACAAACAGCUUUUCCACAACAGUAUGGAAAUGCACCAACAUUUCAACAGAACUUUCCGAGAAAUGAUCUGAAUCAACCAAUGAUGAACCCUCCUAUGUUUAAUUUCAGCACAGAACAAGGAUUUCCCUUCGGCGAGGUAACUACUACAGACGUAAGAAAUACAACCAAUAUGUCAGGUGGCAAGGUCACUGUACAGUCACCAGUUACUGGUAAUCCAGCUCCGUUCCCACAAGUAAACUUCGCAGAUGACUUGCUGGAAGAAAUCGCAGAACAGCAGAAAAUGUCAACAGUCAGUCAAGGAAAUAUGCCAAACUUUACAACUGAGCAGCUUGGUAGCAAUAACACAUGGGAUAACUUGAAUAAUUUUGAUCGUGACAGCUUUAAGGAAAUGCGAAGGCGAUCAGAUCCUGACAGUGGCAUAGAGUCAGAGGGUGGGAGUCCAUGGUCAGAGCAAGCCCCAAGCCCAAGCAGCUCGGUGUAUACAUCUCCACCAUCAGUUGAAAGUGGUGUUGGACGAAGCCCAAUGCAUGAAAGUCAGUAUCAGCAUGGUAUGUCACCUCCAAAGUACCCAGGCGUUACAUCCCCUGCCAGUUACAGGGCAACUCCAUCACCUGCCAACACCUCUGGUUAUGGAAGUCCAGGUCAGCCACAGUUGGAAGAUAAUGAUUUCAUAAAUGAAGCGUUACUAGAAGACGCUAUGGCUGUGAUAAAUGCAGACCUGAUCUCCACAGAGGAAUCGAAAAAGAAGAGACAGUUGUCAUCUUCGUCACAGCAACAGGUGCCACCAAUGGUCCCAGCCAACAACAUAAUGGCACCACCGAAUAUGACCAACCAGCCCCAGUCCCAAGGCAUAAUUAGACCACCCAUGAUGAUACAGCAAAUGCCCAACCAGGCAAUGCCCCCAAAUUCAGGGUUUAUACCGGUUACAACAUCGGGUGCUCCACAGCAGAUUAUUAUACUUCCUGCUCCACAACAACAAAAUGCAAACCAGCAAGUUAUUCUCGUACCAGUGCAAACCAGCCCGGCGCCGACGAAGAAACCAGGACAGACACAGUAUAAGAAAAUCCUACCAAAGAUUUCAACGUCCAAUUCCUCAGCAGCAGGGGGCUCAGGCAUGACAUCAACAAAUUGCAGUGGGCAAACUUCUGUUUCUAUGUCACACAAAGCUGGCAGUGCUUCAAACAGAAAUCAGACAAGUCAGCAAGCAGCUGCUGCUUCUCAGCAACAGAAUAAACUGUUGAUGAUAGCUCGACGCACUGUAGCAGAUAUUCCACGUGAAGAUCUGAGAAAAUCGGACGAAGAGGGUGACACGUACCUACAUAUUGCUGUUUGUAAGACAGACAAGCACAUGGUGCAAGCUUUACUGGAACGAUUGCACAGAGAGAAACUAGAACACCUUGUUGAUCAAGAGAACCAUAAGCGUCAGACCCCGCUAUAUUUAGCAGUCUUCAUCAACCAACCUGUCAUGGUGGCCAUGUUCAUCAAGUUUCAAGCCAAUGUUAAUGUUCUUGCUCAGAAUUUAUCUAGUGAUGGUGCAACAACUGAAGUGAAAUCGGCAAUACAUGUCGCGGCUUCCCAAGGUGUCGAGUAUCACAGAACGUUAAUCGAACUUCUCAAGGCGAAGGAUAUGCAGAUUAAUAUUGUCAACAACUACGGUCAGACUGCUUUGCACUGUGCCAUACUUGCUCAUGGUAAACCAAAACGGAAUGGACAGGACAGAAUUAAAAGUGUUGAGAUCAUUCAGACACUCAUCAAACAUGGAGCUGACCCCUCAGCACAGGAUAAGAAGAGUGGCAAGACCCCAUUAAUGUACGCAAUAGAACAAAAAAAUCUGGCAUUGGUCGAUACCAUUCUCAGAACAGUAGAUCCGGACAAAGUGAAAAAUGUUGUGAAAACUCAAGCUUUUGAUGGAAGCUCUUGUCUCAAAAUAGCUGAAGGCUUAAAGGGAAGCAUUGAAGUAGAGAUCUGGAACAAACUAUGGAAUGGAUUACAAAGUGCGGCUAAUGGCUCAAUGGCACGAUAUCAAUAUUCCGUUCCACCAGUAUACUGAAAAAUGUUACACAAAACAAGACAACCAGUCUACUGAAAAAAUUUAACAAGUUAGUGAACAUCUAGUUCACUGAAAACUGUUUAUUGGUUUGGGGAAGAAAGAUGGAUUGUUUUAAGAAUUAUUGAGUCACUUGUUAAGAAGAUGGAAGAACAGUUUUUGACAAAAAAGGAUGUAUUUGAUACUAGAACAGAAGUUGUCAGUAGUGCCAAAAUAUGGUUAAGAAUUUUGUUUUGAAGAGGAAUAAAUGUUUCAGUUUGAUGUGAAAGAUAUAGGAGCACAUUUUGGAGGAGAGUUCCAUUGUGUUCUGCUUUUGUAAAUACAGAAAUUUAGCAGAUUUUUUGUCUACCAACAGUAGGAUUAUAUCAGUCAUUGAUAAUAUGGAAGAUUUUUACUUUUACUGAAGUAUUGACAUGUUUUAAUUGAAAAUGUUUAGUACGCAAAGUUUCCUUUUGCAGUUAUAUAUAGCUAUCUAUAUCAUAGUUAUCUUCUUUUUUAAUAUCUACGACUAUUAUAUACAUAUAAUGUUCAGAUUUAAGACUGUUUAAAGUCAAGGGUUAGAAGGAUUUUAACUUACAAUUUUGAAUUCAUAUAUCAAACUUUCUUUCAUUACAAAUUCAUAUCACUACAUCAUAAUAUAACCUGGAAAUGUUUAAAUGAGCUAGGCAUUAUCUUCAAUCUAAAAAGUCGUAAAAAUGCAGUAUUAUAUGUAACGAUUUUAAAAUACAGUCAAACUUUGUUCUCUCCAACUCACAUUUUAUGUAACUGUUACCUUGAAAUUAAAAGUAACACAUAUUAUCAGCAGCCAAUCAAUAUGUAGUUUAAUUAUUUCUUCCCAACUUGAUACCUGAACAAGUGUAAACUACUGCGCAUGUGCAAUGCUAUCUUCAUGCCCCGUUAAGACAGAAAGUUGUGUGUGUAAACACAGGUGUCCGUGAGGUAUCAGUAAAAAACCGAACAUUAUACAGCCUUGUAAUUAGUGGUUUGUUGUAGACAUGAAGAACAAAUAUCUAAAUUAUCUAGAUGAAACAGUUACGUAAAUAACAACAAAUAAAGCGUUUAUUACAUGUGUCCGGAAACUGGGCCUGUCCGGAUACCAGUUCUCAACCAGUACAUUAUUUAUGAAUUUUGCUGGGACAUGAUUGUGAGUUUGAGCAAAUAGUGGUGUUUGAAUUAAGUUUAAGUGAACGAAGUUCAACUGUAUAUUUAGUUUUUAAUGAACUGUGAAAUACAUGUAAAUGAAACUGUAUAAAUAAUAUUUUUUUCUUUAAACAUGACACUGUACAAAGUAAAACAUUAAUGUUAAUUAACAUAGUUUUUCUGCAUAAUUACACCACAGUAAUAGUUCAAAGGUGUGUUAUAUUUGUCCGAGGUUUUAUCAUUCAUACUGAUGUAUAGCAAUGUCAUAAAAGUUGCAAAUUAUGAGAAAUAACAGGCUGUUUAAUCGUGAAAGUAUAUGAAAAAAAUUUGGUAUGCUCUGGUCAUUACAGAUCUGUCAAAUAAUAUUUUUGCGAGUUUAAUAAUGCACAUGUUUGAAUAAUUGUAAUAGGGCCUAUUUACUGUAAUGGUAUGAUAAAUAAUUCUUGUUGCAUUUCAGGCACAGUAAAUUAUCACUUCAUUACAGUUUUAUCAUCUUUACCAUGACUCAUAUGUAAAUAGAUUAAUUUUUCAUUUAAGUUUCUGAAAUUCUAAUGUUGAGGAUCUUGUUUGAUACAUUUAUUUUAUUGUAGAUACAAAAAAGAAAGAUAUAAUUAUAAUUUUUUUUGUUGUUAAAAUUCUACAUUUUAUGUUUUCAUUUUGUUGUAAAUAAUGCAGUAUUAUAUGUAAUGGAAAUUUAAAAAGAGCAUAGGUCAUAAAUAUAAUAUAAAAGUGUUAAAAAUGGAAAGUGGCUUUAUUGUGUUAUAUGUUAUAUGUUUAAGUGCUACAAUGUAAAUUUUGUUUGUGUUAAGUGUUAGUCAGUUUAAACAAGACGUUCAGGGAAAUUUCAGAAGAAAAUCAAAUUGUAAUACUCUGAAAACAUUUGGUGCAAUAUUUCAAAACGGCUGUUGUAACAUUGUUUAAUAUCAGAAAUUCUGUCAAAUAAAAACUCAUGAUUGAAAUUAAAUAGAAAACUUUCAUAAAUGUUUCACAAAAAUUCAUUUUUUCUUAGUUACUUCAUCAGGAAUUAUUUUUCUUUGAACUUCAAGCAUAUCAGCCAUUUAGAUCCCACAUGUGUCAUGUAACAAUGAGAAAUUGUGGUAAUUCAUGACAGUUGAAACAAAAAAGAAAACAUCGCAAGUGAGUGUAAACCUGACAAUAAAUUAUAAUUCAGAAAAGAAUUACAAUCAUGUUGUUCAAAAAAUGUUUGUAACUGCAUAAUAUUUUUUGCUUUAAAGGUCCAUUACUAAGGGAAAGUGAGUUGGCAAUUUUUUUCAUAGCCAGUGCAUAGACUUCUGCAAGACACUAAAUAAUGAAGAUUGGCAGGUCAAAAUUUACAGAAGGUCUUUGGAACUCAAAGAAAUGUAUGUGUAUUAUGUUGAAAUUUCAAUGAAUCGACAGAAUGACCCCCCAGGUCUUUUUAACUUUCUUCAUACUUCAUAGAAAAAUAAUUGUACAUAUACUGCGAUUUUUUUCGAAUUUCUACAUACCAACUUUCAUUUUCCAAUAAAAUGAAAUAAUUUCUGUGCUUUUUAAAAGAAAUUUAAAUGUUCACUUUCCUUAGUAUUGGACCUUUAAAUAGAUAAAAUUUCAUGGUUACACAACUAUUGGAAUUGCUUACUGUGUUGAAAAUGCACCAUAUAUAUAUGUAAAAUUGCUGGCUUUUUUUUUUUGGUAAUAAUGAAUCUUAUGUUUAGUUAUGUGUUAUUUUGUACAUGUAUAUGUGUGGCACUAGUCAAAAGCACAUUUUUUUUAUUUUGUAGAUGAUAAGGGGACAUGGUCAUAUAAUAAAUCUCAUAAUUGAGUUGUCUGUGUCUAUAUUUAUUUAAGGAAAAUGAUCUCUGUCAUCUGUUGAUUCAUUCAGUUUUUAUUUGCAACAUUGCUCAUCAUUAGACAUGCUUGUUUCAUCUAUUAAUGAACUCAAAAAUGUUGUUCUUGACUUAUAAUCAACUCAUGAUUGAAUUUUUGUAAAUAUAUUUAUACUAUAAUUUCGUACCUUUUAGGUGCAGCAUUUAUAAGGCAGGGUCCCAACUUCUACCAAAAAGUUAAUGGUUUCUUGAUGAUCUGUUUAAGACCGGUGAUUUUUUCAACUUGAAUCACUCUAAAACUUGGCAGAGAUCUGUGUAAUUCUUUUAUCAGCAUAUCAGAUGAAAAAAACAACUAAAUUGUCCUGUCUUGCAGUCUAAGAAAGAAUCAUACAGCAGUGAUACACUCUAAUGAUCAUAUUUUUUUUUUCAUAGACCAUGAGGUAUAUCUUACCAGCAAACUUCUCUAUUUUAAUAUAAUUUCAAAAUCUUGAGUAGCAAGUUAAGGUUUUUUUUUCAGGAACAAACUUAUUAAAGACAUUGUCAUGGUCAGUUAGAAAGGAUUCAACAUUUUCAUAAUGUAGUUCUUAGAAUGAUUUUAAAAUUCAUCUUUUACAUGGAAAUAUAUGGCACAGUUGAGUACACAAAAUUAUUCAACAUUCAUUGAUGCUUUCAUAAAAGUCCUGUAUUAUAUGUUGGCUGUUAUAUGAUGUGUAGUUUGCUAUAUUGUUACAGUUUCUAUAAGCUGUAUGUAUUUGUUAGGUAAUGAAUAAAUGUCUUAUUUUUGAAAUAA
Molecule: messenger RNA, 6351 nt
Organism: Mercenaria mercenaria
Lineage: Eukaryota; Metazoa; Mollusca; Bivalvia; Venerida; Veneridae
Exons: 7
Coding region: 85-2619 (844 amino acids)
Molecular function (GO): protein binding
Source: RefSeq, a predicted model, not a curated record